This is a messenger RNA of Kwoniella shivajii, 1869 nucleotides long. RefSeq lists its product as uncharacterized. The record is from RefSeq and is a predicted model, not a curated record. The transcript has 14 exons. The coding region runs from base 1 to 1869 and encodes 622 amino acids. Gene Ontology annotation, molecular function: acid phosphatase activity. Lineage: Eukaryota; Fungi; Basidiomycota; Tremellomycetes; Tremellales; Cryptococcaceae.
AUGCCCAAGCUCGACGCCCAUAUCUCUGGUGAUGGUGAUUUCUUGCCGGAGGAGGAUUACGAGCUUCAGUCUGCUUCGCAGGUGUCGGACCCUCUCCUCCCUUCAUACGACGAACACAAGCCAUACUUUACGUCCCCUCAUCAACGCUUGGAGAUCCACCGGCGACACUCACGCUUUCGACGCAUCCUGACAUAUGUUUGUCUCUCUCUUCUUGUCGCGGUACCCAGCUUGGCCCUGUUAGCAUGCUAUGUUGGGAGAGAUGUUAUCGAAAGAGCACGCGAGUGGGAUCAGUUACCACCUGAUGUAAAGGACUGGCUGGAUGGCGUGCUACCUGCUGGCGUGAAAGUAGAUCAUGGCGCUUUCCCUACCAGUAUAGGUUACGCUGGACCGACACCAACUGGAUCGGAACCGGCUCUUCUUGCUACUGCUCCGGUCCUCCCCAUCUACACGAAUGUUCAUCCACUUGUUGCACCGACAGAAAAAGCAAAGAACAACUUCAAUAUCAUACAGCACUGGGGUAAUCUGAGCCCUUUCUUCUCAGUCGCCAGCCAUGGGCUACCUGAGAGCAGCAGUCUGCUUCCUGAGCGGUGUGAGAUGGAACAGCUUCAUUGGCUUCAAAGACAUGGGGCCAGAUACCCCACAUCUUAUCCCGAAGGACCCUCAGCCUUCGCGUCCCGCAUCAUGAACUCGAAAUCCAACUGGAAUGCUACAGAUGAUCUUGAAUUUUUGAACAAUUGGUCAUAUCAGCUAGGAGCCGAGAUACUGACACCAUUUGGUCGCAGUCAAUUGUUCAACCUCGGCGUCUCUGCAAGAGUGAAGUAUGGCUUCCUCUUGAAUAAGAUGAAGGGACGUUUGCCGGUUUUUAGGACCGAAAGUCAGGACCGGAUGUUGAAGUCGGCUCAAAAUUUUGCAUCAGGCUUCUUUGGUAUCCCUGCCGAGGACCAAUAUAAUCUGGAAGUGACUAUCGAGGCCAUGGGUUUUAACAACACCCUUGCUCCCUGGACUACAUGCCGCGCAUUGGGGAACGAGUACAAGUCUAAACUCGCAGAAUGGGAUUCCAUAUACCUCCAGGAUGCCCAGGCUAGACUGCAACGGAUGAUCAAAGGUUAUGAGAUCACUAUUAAAGACGCCAAAGAUAUGAUGGAAACUUGUGCAUAUGAGACUGUUGCUCUCGGAUAUUCUUCAUUUUGCGACCUCUUCACCCAAAAGGAGUGGAAAGGAUUUGAGUAUAGAAAUGAUAUUUAUUGGUGGUACUCAUCUUCUUUUGGUUACGCUCCUGCCCGGGCUCAAGGUGUGGGGUGGGUACAAGAAUUGGUCUCGCGGCUCACAAAGACCCGCCUGAUGGAAUUCAACUCCACCACAAACUCGACCUUUCACAACGAUGUUCAAUUCCCUCUCCAUGAUCCUUUAUAUGUCGACUUCUGUCACGACACACAAUUCGCUCUUUUAUUACCGACGAUGAACCUCACAACCUUCUCUGAAAGUGGUGAUCUUCCCACGGACCAUAUUCCAAAACACAGAUCCUUUAUUGCCUCCAAGAUUAUGCCCUUCGCUACGAACUUACAGGUUCAGGUCUUUACUUGUUCUGGUACGAAAAAGGUCCGCCUGAUUCUCAACGAUGCUGCCGUACCAUUAACCGGUAUCAAGGGUUGCCCUAAUGAUGAUGACGGUCUCUGUCCUCUCGCUACUUUUGUCAGUUCGAUGCAAGAAUUGAUUGGGGAAGUCGACUUUGCCAAAGAGUGUGCAGUCGAUGCUGGUGCUCCAAUCGCAGCAGAAGUUGGAGAUAUGGCGGAAGAUUCUGCCGUUGUAGUUGUACCAGAGGAGGGCGAAGAAGGUCUGCAGGAGGAAGAAGGCGACGACCUUUCGUAG